Messenger RNA from Penicillium digitatum Pd1, 654 nucleotides. Its product is annotated as PRP38 family protein. Gene Ontology annotation, cellular component: precatalytic spliceosome. The record is from RefSeq and is a predicted model, not a curated record. Lineage: Eukaryota; Fungi; Ascomycota; Eurotiomycetes; Eurotiales; Aspergillaceae.
AUGGCAGCUCAUCGUGCCGAUGCCAGCUCCUUCCUCGAUAACCGUGGCUACAAGGGCCCUCUCAUCCGUGGCGUCAACCCCGCGACGCUCUUUGAGAAAGCUGUGCGCGACCGCAUCACCGACUCAUACUACUGGAAGGAACAGUGCUUCGGUUUGAACGCAGCGACUCUAUGUGAUCGUGCAGUCGAAUUGACCUCUAUCGGUGGGACAUACGGGGUAUCUGAGAAACCCACCCCCUUCCUUUGCCUCGCAUUCAAGCUCCUUCAGCUCGGGCCUGACCGAGACGUCAUUCUCGAGCUACUCAAUUACACCGACCCCGGCAGUGGUGACGAGGCAGAAAAUCCAGAUGAUGCUCUCGUCAAGGAUCGAGGCGACUUUAAAUACCUCCGCGCUCUCGCGGCAUUCUACGUGCGACUGACUUUCGACCCGGUCGACGUCUACAAAACCCUGGAGCCACUACUUCUUGAUUACCGGAAACUGAAGCGACGGGUGCGCGACAAUUUCACGCUUACCUACAUGGAUCAGUUUGUCGAUGAUCUUCUCACAAAAGACCGUGUCUGUGGUACCAGUCUCUGGAAGCUGCCGCCGCGAUCACAACUGGAGGACUUGGAUUUGCUGGAUGAGCGAAUCAGUCCUUGUGAGCCAGAAGACUGA